Fundulus heteroclitus (mummichog) is the source of this 1418-nucleotide messenger RNA. RefSeq names its product zinc finger protein 706 (gene znf706). NCBI's taxonomy places the organism in Eukaryota, Metazoa, Chordata, Actinopteri, Cyprinodontiformes, Fundulidae. The transcript has 4 exons. The record is from RefSeq and is a predicted model, not a curated record. Bases 316 to 732 code for a protein of 138 amino acids.
CCUUAAACGCAGCACUGACGUUUACUCGUUGCCCCUGGGAAAUCAGCAGCUGUCACAUUUCCGAGUUACAAACGAAACGCACUCUUAUUUUUUUCUUUAGAGGACGGUGACGGGGUCUGCAUAUAGACAGGAUCUGGAUCGCCUGGUGCGGCCAGACCCGGCUGGACGGUAACCCGCCCAGGAGCGCGGAGAUGACGGUGGACUUCCGGAGAACGUCCCCUCACGCUGCCUCCCCUCAGCAUCCGCGUCAACGCUGAGUCUGCUGCUGGAUCUCACUGCCGGGUCCUGGGAUCCUCCCUUUCCCGAGAACCCGAGAUGGUCCUCGCACGUAGACGCCGGUGGGAACGAGGCCCACCUGAGACCGUGCUUCCUGCCGCGACUCAAGAAGUACGACCUCAGGAAACCAGAGCUCGAUUUGCUAAAACCAGCCGCUGCAGAGGCAGUUUCUUCCCCCAGGCUGCUUCUCUGGUGAACACAAUGGACACCCGACAGCUUGAGCGCAUGGCACGUGGGCACCAGAAAAUUCAGUCACAGCAGAAAAAUGCCAAGAAGCAGGCCGAAAUGAAGAAGUCCAAGGGUCACGAUCAGAAGACGGCAGCCAAGGCGGCGCUAGUGUUCACCUGCAGCGUCUGCAAGUCCCAGAUGCCAGACCCAAAAACCUUCAAGCAGCACUUCGAGAGCAAACACCCCAAAUCCCCGCUGCCCCCCGAGUUAGAGGGAGUGGAGGCAUAAACUACCCGGAUGUACCACACUGAAGGCUCCUGGAGGCCCUGAUGCAGCUCCCAACACGACAGCAACGAAUGAUUUAAUGUAGCCGACAUGAAAGCCUCCUCGCACAAGCUACCUGCGCGCGCUUGUGUUCCCACACAUGCACGACUCAAUCCAACCGUGGUUUUGGCUUCAGGGCCGACGUAGACCUGUUCGAUCAAUGAGCCCAGACUCACUGCCUUCAUGUUUUGUACAUACGCCUCUUAUAUUGCUUCGAGGGAUCGGUGAUUUAUUAACUACAUCCCAGAUGAGGUAAAGCCAACGGUCCUACAAACAAUUUUUAAAAAUAAAAGCAAAUGGCUUUGGUGGGAAAAUUGGGAUGUCUGUCUUUGCCGCUGUUAAAAAGCGUCCUAGUUUAUUUUAAUUGUACCUUUAGAGUGUUCGAAUAAAAAAGGAGGCCUGCACACUGGUUAACUCCUCCAGCAGCUCCGUGUGCCCUGCUCUACUGCAGUCCCUCAUCCAGCUAAUCAGAAUUUCAUGUUCGGUUGCAAAAAAAAUGUGAAACAUUGCCAGCCGCCCGAGCUGCGACACGAAUUAGUUUGUAACCGAAAUUAUAACGGAGACUACCGGUGAGAUUUAUGUGCCUGUAAAAUGAGUGUAUGCUCCAGUAAUGUAUCAUACCAUUUUAUUAAAAUUUACUUUGUUAUAUA